Messenger RNA from Histoplasma capsulatum G186AR, 603 nucleotides. RefSeq lists its product as uncharacterized. Bases 1 to 603 code for a protein of 200 amino acids. NCBI's taxonomy places the organism in Eukaryota, Fungi, Ascomycota, Eurotiomycetes, Onygenales, Ajellomycetaceae. The transcript has a single exon. The record is from RefSeq and is a predicted model, not a curated record.
AUGUCCGAUCUCAAGUUCACAAACUCAACCCAACCGGUGCCCCCCGCCGCGAACCUGAAAACAGGAUUCGUCAUCGCCGCCAACCCCUCCACGGACGUCUGGGCAAAACCCCCUUCCACCCACCGCUUCAACGGGCCCAUCCUCCACAAGACAGCUCCCCUCUCCAGCUUCCAGCGAUCCAGCGUACACAUCCAUGGCGAGUGGACGACCCUCUACGACCAGGGCGGGCUGAUUCUGGUCAUGAACGGCGCCAACGGGACGCAGAAGUGGGUCAAGGCUGGCAUCGAGUUUGUCGACGACAAGCCGUAUGUUAGCGUCGUGGCGAAGGAUCAGUGGGCGGAUUGGAGUCUGUUUCCGCUGACGCCUGGGGAAGGGGCGGGCGCCAGUGCGCGGAUUGAGAUGGCUCGGGAGAAGGAUACGUCAUUGUGGAUUUAUUUGGUUGAGGGCGGGGAGAGAAGACGGAUUCGUCAGAUUACCUGGGCAUUUGCGGACGAGGAGAGGGUUGCGGAGUGUUGGGCUGGGGUGUAUGCGGCGAAGCCGGCGAAGGAAGGUGGUGAGCUUGUGGUUACUUUUAAGGAGUUGGACAUUGAGCUAUCGGCAUGA